AUGUCGUCGUGCUCCUUUGUCUUCAUCACGGCUAAAAAGGCCGACGUCAAACUCGUCAAUCGCUUCCUCCUCACCAUCCGGGACUGGGAGUUUGGCGACGACGCGGCCUGGGACUGCUUCUCCCUCGUCACGUCAAAGACAGAUCCUCUACCGCUGGACGCAGAAUCCACAAAGCCGCCGUUGCAAGAACUGCCCCUAAACGAGUGGGAAGGCUCCCCGAUCGAGGACAUCGAGGCCAAGAUCCUCGAGAGGGGGCGGGAGGAGGAGUCUGUGUACGGCCGGCACGAGGGGGCCAACAACAUGAGCCUCUUCCUCGUGCUGGACGACAAGGGUGUCGAGGACCGGACCGUGAUCCUGUCCAACCGGGCCAUCGACUGGGACGCGGACCCGCUGACGUACCCGGAGAGGUUCAACAAGUUCCGGACGCCGUGGGCGUCGGCGUACCUGGACUGGUGCAACCUCGACAUCUCCAACAUUGGGUGGUCCGAGAUGUGCGACUUGGACGGCGCCGACGAGGGGAAGAGCGAGAAGGACGGGGUGUGGUGGACGUACGGGCACCACACCGGGGAGCUUACCUCUGAGGAGAACAGGAAGAGGCGGGAUGCUGUGAUAAAGGAGUUGGAGGGUCUCGGGCAAGCGUGA
Molecule: messenger RNA, 642 nt
Organism: Colletotrichum orchidophilum
Lineage: Eukaryota; Fungi; Ascomycota; Sordariomycetes; Glomerellales; Glomerellaceae
Exons: 1
Coding region: 1-642 (213 amino acids)
Source: RefSeq, a predicted model, not a curated record